AUGUCGCAAUCUGUGAUCAUAAUCGCGUGUGGGAUCGCUGGGUCAGUGCUCGCGAUGCUAUUGAAGCACAAAGGCUUCAGUCCUAUCAUCUAUGAGCGCCAUGCCGAAAUUCAGCAGGCUGGAAUCUCCCUUGGUCUCUCGCCGCAGACCUUCAAGGUCCUUAAUAUCCUCGGCCUGGCAGAGAAGCUCAUUACCCUUGGUGUACCACUUGACGAGUUUGUUACGUGGUCCGAGCUGCGCGGAGAAAUCAUCGGCCGCAAGGACGCGCCCGCAAACGCUCUCAAAUGGUUAGGCUGGCCCCAGAUAACUAUUUCUCGUUCGACAUAUGCGCGCUUCUUGUACGACUCCGCAGUAGAACGCAGCGUGGAGAUGCACUUCAGCAAGAAGUUGGUCGAUGUGAAACAGGAUGGUGACAAGGUGCAUGCGGUGUUUGAAGAUGGUACAGAAGCUCAGGGGGAUUUGCUGGUGGGCUGUGACGGGCUGCAUAGCGCGGUCAGGAAUGUCCUCUUCGGAAAAGAGGAAGUGAAAUAUUCCGGCCUCAUUCAGGUCGGCGGAUUCGCUCCCAUCCCCGAUGCCUUCAAAUCCGCAAAGUCUAUAUUCUACCAAGUGUUUGGUGAGGGUGCACACUUUCUCGCCUCACGAGUCUCCGAUACGCAGGUUGCGUGGGCCACUACUAUACCCCAGCCGACUGAAACACAGGAGGACUGGCGUCGGAUGAGCCUUGCUGAAACCAAGGAGAUGGUCAAGCAUCUGCAAGUCUCCACUUGGAACCAUGGCCCAAGCGAAUUGGUCAACAGCGCCACAUUCGUGACGAGAUAUGGGCUGUACGAACGCCCUAUCCUUCCUGUUUGGCACAAAGGGCGCGUGGUGCUCGUGGGAGAUGCGGCUCAUCCCACCGGCCCCCAUAUGGGGCAGGGCUCAAACCAGGCGAUGGAAGAUUGUUAUCAUAUUGUUCGUCUACUUUGUAAAGCCGAGUCAUGGACCAACACCACACUGGAAGCCGCCUUUACGGAAUACGAGCGUAUUCGCAUCCCGAUCGUCACCAAAUCGGUUGGACAGGCGAAGAUACAGGGCGCCCAUCGUGUCUUAAUCGGCAGAGAUGCGUGCGAAAAAAGUGAUGAGAUGCUCAAGCAAGGCGGAGGAUACGAUCCCGAAAGCAUGAAAGUGCAGCUUGAACUUGUGCAGGGCCCGUUCACUGGCGAGAGUGAGAUUUAA
Dacryopinax primogenitus is the source of this 1215-nucleotide messenger RNA. Its product is annotated as FAD/NADP-binding domain-containing protein. The transcript has 5 exons. The record is from RefSeq and is a predicted model, not a curated record. NCBI's taxonomy places the organism in Eukaryota, Fungi, Basidiomycota, Dacrymycetes, Dacrymycetales, Dacrymycetaceae. The coding region runs from base 1 to 1215 and encodes 404 amino acids. Gene Ontology annotation, molecular function: monooxygenase activity; FAD binding.